Messenger RNA from Oppiella nova, 754 nucleotides. The record is from the annotation of a GenBank genome assembly. NCBI's taxonomy places the organism in Eukaryota, Metazoa, Arthropoda, Arachnida, Sarcoptiformes, Oppiidae.
UACAAUGACUUCGAGACGGUUUACAGAGAAUCAAGAAAUCAUUCUGGAUGAUUCAAAACAAAGCCUUAGUAAAGAUGGAUCACUAAUUAUACAGAAUCCGCAUUUGAAAAGUUUAUCGUCCGACAACUUAUAUCACUUGGCAAUUGGUACAGAGACCCAUGACCUGCCGGCGCUGUUUGGGGAUGUCAAGUUUGUAUGUGUGGGCGGAACUCUCAAACGCAUGAAGUCCUUCGCACAAUAUAUGGCCAAUCAAUUGAACAUUGAGUUUGACCACAAAGACUGGACACAAGCGUCUCAUCGAUACAACAUGUUUAAGAUCGGACCCGUCCUUUCCGUUACGCAUGGAAUGGGUAUCUCUUCGCUGUCGAUAUUACUUCACGAACUCAUAAAACUCGUAUAUUAUGCCAAAUGCACCAAUGUUAUAUUUCUUAGAAUAGGAACUUGUGGUGGAAUAGGCGUAGACCAGGGCACCGUUAUCAUCACCGAGAAGGCAGUGGAUGGUCUCCUGAGACCCUUCUAUGAACUGUAUAUAUUGGGGAAAGUGGUUCAGCGGCCAUCGAUAUGCGACAACGAAUUGGUGUCUGAAUUGAAGUCAAUAGCGGCUCAAGAGAUAAGUGGGUUCCGUGUGGUGAGUGGCACCACAUUGUGUGCCCUCGACUUCUAUGAAUCGCAGGCACGACUCGACGGCGCGUUUUGCAAUAUUACCGAAGAGGAGAAAAAUAAUUACUUAUACCAAUUACAAGAUGCAGGUGUU